AUGAUUGACAAGGCGUUGACAGUGUUCCUAGGACAGGCCCAGGAUGCUCCAAUUCCAUUCCUAGCAUUUGUGGCCGCGGCGUCGGCACUGCUCUACCUCCUCAUCACCGAGAUACAACGGGCUCAGGUACGGAUACCAGGGUUCAGUGGUCCAUCGGGGCUGCCUAUGAUCGGCAACCUUCAUCAAAUUCGAGUCAACGCCGCCGAGCAAUAUCGCCAAUGGGCCAAAUCCUACGGACCAGUCUACCAGAUCAUGUUGGGCAAUGUCCCUGUCAUUGUCGUCAACGGAGCCAAGGCAGCAAGGGAGAUCUUCGGUGCCAACUCACAGGCCCUGGCAUCAAGACCCGAAUUCUACACCUUCCACAAAGUCGUCAGCUCCACCGCGGGCACAACUAUCGGUACAUCCCCCUUCAGUGAGAGCUUGAAGCGGCGAAGAAAGGGCGCCGCUAGUGCGUUGAACAAACCCAGUGUUGCCACAUACAUCCCACACAUCGACAUCGAAACCCGAGACUUCCUCAACGAGUUCCUGACCUACGGCGAGGCAGGCACCAAAGCAGUCGACCCAAUGCCCAUGAUCCAACGGCUCUCGCUCUCCCUAGCCCUGACCCUCAACUGGGGAAUCCGCAUGGCCUCACAAAACGACACACUGUUCGGCGAAAUCACGCAUGUCGAGGAAGAAGUCUCCAAGUUCCGCUCCACCACCGGCAACCUUCAGGACUACAUUCCGCUCUUGCGCCUCAACCCAUUCAGCUUCGGCAAGGCGAAGGCACGCGACAUGCGCCGCCGCCGCGACGUGUACCUGAGGAAGCUCAACGCCGACCUGGACGACCGCAUGGCCAAGGGGACCCACACGCCGUGCAUCCAAGCGAACGUCAUCCUCGACAAGGACGCCAAACUCAACGCCGAAGAACUCACGUCGAUCUCGCUGACCAUGCUCUCUGGUGGGCUCGACACGCUGACCACGCUGGUCGCCUGGUCGAUGCCACUGCUGGCCCAGCGCCCCGAAAUCCAAGCGAAGGCCCUCCGUGAGAUCCGCGCCGUGUACCCGCAAGAUCAGAUCCUGUGCGACGCGAAUGACGACCAGUCCAUUCCCUACAUCUGCGCGCUCGUCCGCGAACUGCUGCGGUACUACACUGUCCUCCGCCUAUCCCUACCGCGCGGCACCGUCAAAGACGUAGUCUACAGCGGGCACACGAUCCCCGCGGGUAGCGUCGUGUUCCUCAACGCCUGGGCAUGCAACAUGGACGACCAAGUGUGGCACGACCCGGAGGUCUUCCGGCCAGAGCGCUGGCUCGAGGUCCCCGACGCGCCGCUGUUCACGUACGGCCUGGGCUACCGCAUGUGCGCGGGCAGUCUGCUGGCGAACCGCGAGAUGUAUACGAUCUACUUGCGGCUGUUGUCCGCGUUUGAGAUUAAGGACGUCGUGUCUGAGGACGGCUCGCGGUUCGAGACGCACCCGGUCAAUGGCGUCGAGGAUCAGACGCAGUUGGUCAGCGUGCCCAAGCGGUAUCGCAUAAGGCUUGUUCCCAGGGAUGAGGGCGUGCUAAGGCAGGCGUUGGCGGAGGGCGUAGCCGGGCAUUGA
This is a messenger RNA of Exophiala aquamarina CBS 119918, 1581 nucleotides long. Its product is annotated as 3-hydroxyphenylacetate 6-hydroxylase. The record is from RefSeq and is a predicted model, not a curated record. Gene Ontology annotation, molecular function: monooxygenase activity; oxidoreductase activity, acting on paired donors, with incorporation or reduction of molecular oxygen; heme binding. The coding region runs from base 1 to 1581 and encodes 526 amino acids. The transcript has a single exon. Lineage: Eukaryota; Fungi; Ascomycota; Eurotiomycetes; Chaetothyriales; Herpotrichiellaceae.